AUGGACGCACUAAACAGCAGAGAACAGCAGGAAUUUCAAAAAGUUGUAGAACAGAAGCAAAUGAAGGACUUCAUGCGGUUAUACUCGAAUUUGGUGGAAAGAUGUUUUACCGAUUGCGUUAACGACUUCACCUCCGCUAAGCUUACAAACAAGGAACAGACAUGCAUCAUGAAGUGCUCUGAGAAAUUCCUGAAACACAGCGAGCGCGUUGGCCAACGUUUCCAAGAACAAAAUGCCGCUAUGAGUCAGAGCAUGGGCCGUUAA
Lachancea nothofagi CBS 11611 is the source of this 264-nucleotide messenger RNA. The record is from the annotation of a GenBank genome assembly. NCBI's taxonomy places the organism in Eukaryota, Fungi, Ascomycota, Saccharomycetes, Saccharomycetales, Saccharomycetaceae.